Molecule: messenger RNA, 1716 nt
Organism: Polychytrium aggregatum
Lineage: Eukaryota; Fungi; Chytridiomycota; Chytridiomycetes; Polychytriales
Product: chitin synthase-domain-containing protein
Exons: 2
Coding region: 1-1716 (571 amino acids)
Cellular component (GO): cell periphery; cell septum
Molecular function (GO): chitin synthase activity
Source: RefSeq, a predicted model, not a curated record
AUGUUUGAUCAGUCCCGCCGGCUUUCGAUCCGAGCCAGCACUUUCUCCAGCCCUGGCUCGGGGCCCACCCUGAAAUCACCGGUGACCAACAACAUCGAGUCUGAGUUUGGCGAGGAGCUCUAUACGCUGCUGCUGGUUACUUGUUACAGCGAGGACCAGGAGGGACUGUACAACACCAUGUCGUCUCUGGCUGCAACGGCCUAUUCGGAUCAAAAGAAGAUGCUCUUUGUCAUAGCCGACGGCAUCAUCACCGGCUCGGGCAACCCCAAGCCCACUCCAGACAUUGUCCUCGACAUGCUCGAGAUUGACCCGGCGUUCGAGUUCCCGCCCAUGCCCCUGUCGUAUCUCGCGGUUGCGGACGGAAGCAAGCGACAUAACAUGGCCUGCGUCUAUGCCGCUUGGUUCAACUACGAAGGCAGACGCAUUCCAACGAUCCUGAUUGUCAAGACAGGUACUCCGCGGGAGCGCAACGGUCCCAAGCCCGGCAACCGCGGCAAGCGAGACUCGCAGAUGAUUCUGAUGUCGUUCCUCAACAAGAUCACCUUUGACGACCCCAUGGUCCCGCUCGAGUACGACCUGUUCCAGAAGAUGCGCCAUCUUAUGGGAGUCACCCCCGACAACUUUGAGAUUGUGCUCAUGGUCGACGCCGACACCAAGGUGGCCCCGGACUCACUCGCAAGAAUGGUUGCCUGCAUGGUCGACGAUCCGCUUGUCAUCGGGCUCUGCGGCGAGACCCGCAUUGCCAACAAGACCGAGUCGUGGGUCUCACGCAUCCAAGUGUUUGAGUACUAUCUGUCGCAUCACCUCAACAAAAAAUUCGAGUCCGUCUUUGGCGGCGUCACCUGUCUGCCGGGCUGCUUCUGCAUGUAUCGCAUCAAGUGCCCCAAAGACGGCAAGUGGGUCCCGAUUCUGUGCAAUCCCGAGAUCAUCGACACCUACUCCGAGACGGUGGUGGACACGCUGCACAAGAAAAACCUACUCCUGCUCGGAGAAGACCGGUUCUUGACGACUCUGAUGCUGAGGACCUUCCCGCACCGCAAGAUGAUCUUUGUCCCCAAGGCGUUCUGCAAGACGAUGGUGCCAGCCAAUUUCCGGGUGCUGCUCUCUCAGCGGCGGCGGUGGAUCAACUCUACGAUCCACAAUCUCUUUGAGCUCGUUCUGGUGCGGGAGCUCUGUGGCAUCUUUUGCUUCUCAAUGCAGGCCGUGAUCCUGCUCGAGCUGAUCGGCACGCUUACGCUUCCGGCAGCCAUCAUCUUCACAACUGUCUUGAUCAUCAUGAGUUUCUACCAGGGCAUCACCGGAGGGGUUGCUGCCGUCCCUUGGGUUCCGUUGGCGCUCCUGUUUGCCAUCCUGGGUCUGCCGGCCGUCCUGAUCCUGCUCACCAGCAGGCGGCUGGUGUACAUCUACUGGCUCGUUGUCUACCUGCUCGCCCUGCCGAUCUGGAACUUUGUCCUCCCCGUGUAUGCCUUCUGGCAUUUCGACGACUUUUCUUGGGGCGAGACGCGCAAGGUCCAAGGAGAAGGUGCCGACGGCGGCCAUGGCGAAUCGGACGGCCACUUCGCCGGAAACGUCAAGAUGAGACGGUGGUGCGAGUGGGAAUACGAGCGCAGGAGAUUGCAGCGCGAGCUGUAUUCCGAGCCUCGCGAAGCAAUCGGAGCCGCUGACGGCGAAAUCGUCGCAGCGCCAGCUCGAACAUCCUCAAGCCGCCGCAUCUAG